AUGAGAGUUGAUCUAGACGACAAUGUAUUCUACAAAAUCGUAUCCUUUUGGGAAGUAUUUUUCGAGGAUAAGACUUGGUCCAAGCAGACUUCUCGCAUAUGGGAAAGCUAUCAGAAUUAUGAGAAUGCUGAGAAGAAGGAAAACCUUCAUAAAGCCAAAAGUGAGAAGAUACUUGAAAGAAACAUGCCAGAAAGUGAGGUAUGGGAAUGGCUCCAUUUUUUCAGGCAAAAAUUUUUAGAUCAGCUCAAAGGCCCUUCACCAAAACCUUCGACAAAACAUCCAAUAUUCAUUGAAGAGCCUUUCUCCCAGUUGCGGGGACAGUACUGUCGUACGGGACUUAUGGGACGCACGCUAAAAUCAAAGGGCAAAACCCAACUUGAUUUUAUGGUCAAAAGUAUUAACUUGCCCAAUGACGGUCCUGCUGAGUGGGAGAAUAUAAAUGUGCUGGGCGAGUUUACCAUAUCACCUUGGGAAGAAGAAAGGAAAAAAAAGUUUAUUCAAUUGUCAAGGUCUGUUCGAGAGGUCUUUUGCGCUCAGCCGUUGCGCCGGUUCAUACAUGGUUUCUGCUUGUUCGGAGACCAAUUUGAGCUCUGGCUUUUUGAUCGAUCGGGUGCCUACAGCGCAGGACCAAAAAAGAUUGUUGAUGACAAGGAGAUGUUGGUCCGAGCAAUAAGCUCAUAUCUUCUGAUGAGCGAUGAAGAACUUGGCCGUGACAUGUCAAUUCUGCGAAAAAAUGGACAAUCCACAGCAAAUUUCACAGGAAGUGAUGGUAACUCAGACCAAAUAUUUGAGAUCAAACCUAAGCCUGUCAUACAGUCAACGACCCUGGUCACUAGAGGGACGACCUGCUAUAAGACGAAGGACAAAUCAACCAUGAUAAAGUACUCGUGGAGCAGGUCUGCGGAUAACGCCGAAGUCAGAUUCAUGAAGGAUGCACUUCCAUUACCAGGUGUCGUGAAGUAUAGAGCAUCACAGUUAGUAUAUCAGACUAACAGUCACCUGGGAAACCUCGAUCUUUCCGGCGCUGAUCCCUGGGAUUUAAAGGCCGACGAUCAUAAUGUAACCUAUGGGUCUAACUACCAUGCCAUGACAAUACCGUCUUUGAGAAACCGUCGACUCAUUAGAAUAGCCAUGACACCAAGCGGGCGGACAAUCUAUUCCAGUGGGUCGAUUCUUGAUUUUGUGGCGGGCAUCCGAGAUGCCAUCAAGGGUCAUGAGGGACUGGUGGGUAAAGAGAUACUCCAUGGCGAUAUCUCUGAAGGGAAUAUAAUUUUGCUGAAGCCAUCUCCAGCCAAUGACUUACAUGGUAUGUUGAUUGAUCUCGAUCACUCGGUUAGGAUGAAAGGAAAUUUGGCCUUGGAAGAGAGACAGUCCUUGACGGGUACCAUAAAGUUCAUGGCGCUUGAGAGAUUGGAGCACGCUCGUGACACAGGAAAGUCUAUCGGACGCACUUGUCGUCAUGACCUAGAGUCAUUUUUCUAUGUGUUCAUCGUUGGAUGCAUAGAAUAUGAAGACGUAUCUGCAGACAAGGCCAAUAAUCUAGAUCGUUGGUGCACGAACGAUGUGAAAGGCAACUUCAAACUCAAAAGGGAUGAUGUCGAACAUUUCGAUCAAGAAAUUCUCAAGAAAUUCACGACCAGUUUCAAAGGACUCAAGGAACUAGCGAAGAUGUUUCGGAUAAUAUUGUUUAAUGAUGACGGACAAUAUAUUGAGACACCACAAGACUGUGGACCUCUGUAUAGAAAAAUCAUCAAGGCAUUUGACAAAACUAUCGAGGAUAUCAAAGGUAAGAUAUGA
Molecule: messenger RNA, 1797 nt
Organism: Blumeria graminis f. sp. triticale
Lineage: Eukaryota; Fungi; Ascomycota; Leotiomycetes; Helotiales; Erysiphaceae
Source: the annotation of a GenBank genome assembly